AUGUCCGCUACCAUCACCCAAACCACCACUAACCCCGUCCCCGUCGUCGUAGCGGCCGACAACAACAGCUCCACCAGCAAAGCCCACAUCGAAGAUGCCGCCAACGACAAGGAGUUCCAAUCUGUUGCACGGGGAAACCGUGCGGGAACGCUCAAGCUACGGGGUAUCCCGACCUUUAGUGAUCCUGUGGCUAAGCGGCAGUGGAUGAAGGAGCAUAUGGCUGCUGCGUUUCGGUUCUUUGGUAAGAAAGGAUACGGGGAGGGUGUGUCGGGUCAUAUUUCUAUGAGAGACCCUAUCCUCAAGGAUCACUUCUGGAUGAACCCCUUCGCCAAGCACUUCUCCACCAUCAAAGCAUCGGAUCUUGUCCUUGUUGAUGCAGAGGGUUAUGUCACUGAGGGUGGUGCUCAGCUGCCCAUCAACGAGGCCGGAUUCAUGAUCCACUCUGAAAUUCACAAGGCCCGGCCAGAUGUUAUUGCUGCGGCGCAUACGCAUUCGAUUCAUGGGAAAACGUGGAGUGCGUUUGGAAAGCCGAUUGAGAUGCUUACCCAGGAUGCAUGCAACCUCUACGGAAAGGUCGGUGUCUACGAAGACCACGGCGGUAUUGCCCUUGCGCAGGAGGAGGGUGAGCAGAUUGCCCGUGCCCUAGGAAAGGAUAAUAUUGCUUGCAUUUUGCAGAACCAUGGUCUUCUCACCGUGGGCCGAACUGUCGACGAGGCGGCUUUCCUCUACUUUAGCUUAGACAAUGCCUGCCACACGCAGUUGCUGGCUGAAGCAGCGGCUGCGAACGGUGUUCCGAAGAGAAUCAUCUCGAAUGAGGUGGCGAAGUAUACUGCUGAUGUUGCGCAGAACCAUCACAACUUCUACACUGAAUUCCAGCCGGAGUACGAGCUCAUUGUUGAAGAGACCAAUGGAAGAGUUCUGCAAUAA
Aspergillus tubingensis is the source of this 927-nucleotide messenger RNA. Its product is annotated as class II aldolase/adducin domain protein. NCBI's taxonomy places the organism in Eukaryota, Fungi, Ascomycota, Eurotiomycetes, Eurotiales, Aspergillaceae. Gene Ontology annotation, molecular function: actin filament binding. The record is from RefSeq and is a predicted model, not a curated record. The coding region runs from base 1 to 927 and encodes 308 amino acids. Gene Ontology annotation, cellular component: cytoskeleton. The transcript is spliced from 5 exons.